AUGCUAAGAAGCACCGCAUCGCACGCUCUAAGAAUCCCCUCCAGACUGGUGGCCACCCCAGCCGUGUACUCGUCCGCUUCGCGGGUGUGCGCGCUGCACAGCAGCGCGCGCGUGCCAAAGUCGCUGGGCGAGAAGGUACGCAGCACGCUGAGCGACCUGAACAAGAAGGUCGGAGAGGCAGCUGCCAGCGGGAUCGACAAGGCGCAGGAGGCGUCGCACACGGUUGAGGAAAAGAGCCACACGGCUGCAGAGGCCACUAAGCACGGUCUCGAGCAGCUCAACAAGAAGACCGGACAGGCCGCCGCCAGCGGGAUCGACAAGGCGCAGAACAUGGCACAGGAAGCCGGCGAGAAGGCGCAGGAGCUGAAGAAGCGCGACCUGACGCAGGAGGCCAAGGGCAAGGCGCAGGAACUGAAGGACAGCGACUUGGCCCAGGAAGCAAAGGACAAGGCGCAGGACCUGAAGGAGGGCGCGCAAGAGAAGGCCGGCGAGGCCAAGGGUAAGGCCCAGGAGCUCAAACACGAGGGCAAGGGCAAGGCUCAGGAGCUGAAGCACGAGGCCAAGGGUAAGGCGCACGAGGGUGCGGCCAAGGCCAAGGAAACGGCGCGCGAGUACAAGGACUAA
Molecule: messenger RNA, 624 nt
Organism: Lachancea thermotolerans CBS 6340
Lineage: Eukaryota; Fungi; Ascomycota; Saccharomycetes; Saccharomycetales; Saccharomycetaceae
Product: KLTH0B04796p
Exons: 1
Coding region: 1-624 (207 amino acids)
Source: RefSeq, a predicted model, not a curated record